GGAAGUGACGUCGUGCCGCAGCCUGCUAACAGCGUGCUAACGGUGAAAGGUGGCAGAUCUUUCCUCAAAGCUGCGUUGGCCCCGGCAGGAUCUGAGUUCGCAGACAUGUGGCCGGUGUUGUGGACAGCGAUGCGGACUUACGCCCCUUACGUCACUUUCCCAGUAGCCUUAGUGGUUGGAGCGGUGGGCUACCAUCUAGAGUGGUUUCUCACGGGACCCUCCAAACCUCGAGAGGAGAGGGGCAUUUUAGAACUGAGAGAAGAGAGGAAGCUGCAAGAGCAACUGGGGAAAGACGGCACCCAAGUACUGAGCCUGAAGGAGAAACUAGAGUUCACCCCAAAAGCGGCUUUGAACAGAAACCGACCAGAGGAGAGCUAACCUGCGCACUGGGAUACUGGGAUGGUCCUCUGACGGUGGACAAGACUGAAUGGACCGUGUCUCCAUCUUGACUGUAUGAGCUGUAGGCCAGUACAUUAACGUCAGAACUAUUGCUCCUUAGUUUGGUGUUUGUGGCUUUCAUACAUUAAAUGUCGUAUGCUUCAAAUCAACUUAUACACUUGAUAUUUACAGUUUCUUCAAAAUGAGUUUCCAGGAUCAGAAAAUAGGAAAUCAUUGUAAAAACAUGACUUUGACAAACUUUUAUUGGAUCAUUAUUGACAGAUAGAAUGUCUUUGUUCUCGCUAUUUCAGGGGUGUCCAAACUUUUUUCACAAGGGGCCGCAUGUUGAAACACAUUUGAAGCGGAGGACCACAGACCAGUGUCGAUACAGCGAGUCAAACGGUGCAUUUAACACAGGUUUGACAGAGACAUUGUACCUUUAAUACGACUUGGAAGAUUAUUUUUAGGUCUGUGUCACAAUGCAGUGUGAUGUUAUUCAGGUUAUGGAGGUAGAAUCUCUUAAAUUUGUAGUAAAAACACUUCCUGAUCAAUUGAACCAGUUUAGAAGGAGGCAUGAGGGCCAACAAAAAUUGGUCUGAGAGCCGCAUUUGGCCCCGGGGCCGUAGUUUGGACAGCCUUGAGAUAUAUAUUAAUACACGUGCCAAAGAUCAGAAAUUGCAUUGAAAGGAAUCGCACCAUUUCUACAAUUCGUCCUGGCUUUGUAAACAUAAAGUGUCUUGCCCUGUGGUACAAUGGAACAGAUUUAAGUCCAUUUUAACUAUAAAUAUUCAACUUUAAGGCCUUUUGGUUUGACAUGACUGUGGCAUGUGAGGAUUUCCAUGUUUCAUCCCAGUCACAUGUUUCCUCUUGUGUUGUUCGUACAUGAUCGUGAACAUGAAAGUUCUGACACGGCUUUGUUCUCGUUCUUUUAUCUCAAUGUAACUCCUGCUCCUGGAAUGUGAGUCAUAUGGCAGCGGUGCGGGAGGUCUCAGGAACUUUAAGCUCCUUAAUGCCAUUGUCUUCGAUUGACAGACUACUUUUAUUGUACCGAGUAUUGCACAAUCUAGUAUUUAAGAAAUGUGAAGAGAAUAAAACUUCAUUUACCGGAUCAUGACUUAA
Periophthalmus magnuspinnatus is the source of this 1497-nucleotide messenger RNA. It is a transcript of the gene smim12, whose product is annotated as small integral membrane protein 12. The record is from RefSeq and is a predicted model, not a curated record. Lineage: Eukaryota; Metazoa; Chordata; Actinopteri; Gobiiformes; Gobiidae. The coding region runs from base 106 to 378 and encodes 90 amino acids. The transcript has 2 exons.